UUCCACACGCAGUUUCCGCCAUGUAUCCAGUUUGACGAGGUUUUGUUGUGCUGUUCACUCUGUGUGUUUUGUUCUUUUAAUUGUAGCUAACGUUACUUCUGCUCUAGCUAUGAGUGCAAUUAUUCCCCGGAUAGAGCAGCUGUCUGCCAGAGUUGUUCGGGUUUUGGGCUGUAACCCGGGACCGAUGACUCUGCAGGGAACCAACACCUACCUGGUCGGCACCGGGGAAAGGCGUGUGCUGAUAGACACUGGAGAACCUGCUGUACCUGAAUAUAUCAGCAGUCUGAAACAGGCACUGAGACAGUUCAACACCAGCAUCCAGGAGAUCAUCGUCACACACUGGCAUCACGACCACACGGGUGGGGUGGAAGAUAUCUGCAGGGACAUCACUGGUUCUGAGGUCCGAGUCAGCAAACUGCCUCGUGCCAGCCAAGUCAGAGAGAAAGCCGGAAACAAAAGCUUUACUUACCUGAAAGAUGGAGAUGUUGUGCAGACUGAGGGGGCCACACUCAGAGUGCUGUUCACCCCGGGCCACACUGAUGACCACAUGGCCUUGCUGCUGGAGGAGGAGCGGGUGCUCUUCUCUGGAGACUGCAUCCUGGGCGAAGGCACCGCCGUGUUCGAGGAUCUCUACAACUACAUGAAGUCUCUGAAGAUCUUGCUGGACUCUCAGGCCGACCUCAUCUACCCCGGCCACGGACCUGUGGUUCCGGAUGCUGGCUCUAAGAUCAGACACUACAUCAGUCACCGGGACCAAAGAGAGCAGCAGAUCCUGGCAGCCAUUCAGGAUGGAGCAGGAAAGCCUUUCUCCUCAAUGGAGCUUGUCAAAAUCGUUUACAAGGACACCCCUGAAUACCUGCACCAAGCAGCGAAUGUGAACCUGGUCCAUCACUUACAGAGACUGGAGAAAGAAGGCAAGAUCAGCCUGGCACACAAAUCUUCAGAGGACAUCAAAUGGAAGAGUAACCUGUGAUGUCCACAGAGACAGAGAAGAAAUGCACUCUUAAUUGACCAGUGGGCCAACAUAAUGGAAAUCCAUCUGGCAUAGUGUUUGUGGUUGAAUGCCUUAAUUCUGCUGAUUGACAGAUGUGUUAAUGGAAAUCAGGGAUGGUGGUCACACUUGUUGCCUUGAAUGUUUCCUGACUCAGGCUGUACAAAACAACAACAAUCAACAGUCACAUUCACCAGGACUGAGCUGCAGCUUGUGUCAAAGUUUAACAAGGCCAUACAAUGUCAGAAGGUCGGCUGAAUUUUGACUGUGGAAGAAUGGAAGACUAGUCCGAUGCCACAAUGUGAUGAACGUGUCAUAGUGCCCCCAUCUGCCCGUAUUCAGUUGCUCGUCUUUCUUUUCUUCUUCUAGAAGGCUUUUCCCUAAUAACUUUGUUUGCUUGCGUAUGUUGCGGAAAGUUAUAUCUGGCUUUGUCUUGAUUGGGGAAAAUGUUUUUUUUUUUCUUCAGGGAUUUAGGCACACUUGUAUGGAGGCACUUGGGUAAAGGAAGGUCAGUAGGAAGAAAUACGGCUGAGAGUAGAACAAUUCAAAUGUUCCCAGAGACUGCUGUGAAUUCAACCAGUCACUAGGUGGCAGUAUUUAAUAAUACAUUUAUUGGGAGAUAACUUAAACAGUAAAUUGCAAUUUAACAACAUAUGCCAAACAUUACAAAUUUUUGGAAUUUGUUAAAAAUAAAACAUCUAAAGAAUCAGAAUUAUAAAACGUUAUUGUCAUUGCACCAAUAGUACAACGUGAUCUACUGUGAGGUGCUGUUGUAUUUUUCUUGCCACGAAAAAUAAUCUUUUUGCUCAUGGUAAUGUUUAUAUAGCAACUGUACAACUUAUGAAUACUGAAGUUUACCACUUAAAAACAGCUUUGAAAGGCUGAAUAUAUUCUCAGCUAUAUUUUGUUCCAAUAUUCCUCUGAGUAAUAUCCAGAUCUUUUGCAUGAACCUUUGAGCCCUUUAGUGAGUCUCAUCUGUUUCAUAUUGACUAACCACUCUCAUGUAAUCUGACUGUUGGGGGAAGAACAUGUUUCUGUAUCUAAGAUUUUCUACAAAAACUGCUUAUUUUGGAGCAGACUGUGGUGAUUUUACUGAAAUCAACUUCACCACUUGAAAAUAACUAACUACAGUGCAUGGAUCAUGCAGCACAUUGGAAGGACACUGCUGGUCUACAUGUUGAAAACAAACAUCACUGAACUUAACCAGAAUGGAGCAGAAACACUAUAAGGUGCUGUUAGCCUACCAAAGUACAGAGACAAGUUUCAAUUGUGGAAGUAGAGGACAAAUGCCAAUGUAAACUGUAGAACAUGAAACUAUGUUACAGUGAUAGUAAUGGUAUACACUAAACACUGCUGGAAGGUUA
Molecule: messenger RNA, 2355 nt
Organism: Micropterus salmoides (largemouth bass)
Lineage: Eukaryota; Metazoa; Chordata; Actinopteri; Centrarchiformes; Centrarchidae
Gene: lactb2
Product: lactamase, beta 2
Exons: 7
Coding region: 110-973 (287 amino acids)
Cellular component (GO): mitochondrial matrix
Molecular function (GO): single-stranded RNA binding; RNA endonuclease activity
Source: RefSeq, a predicted model, not a curated record